This is a messenger RNA of Lates calcarifer (barramundi perch), 7359 nucleotides long. It is a transcript of the gene foxp1b, whose product is annotated as forkhead box P1b. Gene Ontology annotation, cellular component: nucleus. Lineage: Eukaryota; Metazoa; Chordata; Actinopteri; Centropomidae. Gene Ontology annotation, molecular function: RNA polymerase II cis-regulatory region sequence-specific DNA binding; DNA-binding transcription repressor activity, RNA polymerase II-specific. The transcript has 21 exons. Bases 521 to 2602 code for a protein of 693 amino acids. Gene Ontology annotation, biological process: regulation of transcription by RNA polymerase II. The record is from RefSeq and is a predicted model, not a curated record.
CUAUGAUGUUUCUAUGAGGGAUCUGCAAUGCAAUGAACGUUGUUUAUAGAGGCAGGUGGAUAUGACGUCACGGCCUUUGGAUUGAUCAAAACAACAACAUCCAAAUCCGCGAUUCUUCCUUUUUUUUCUCCUUCUUUUCUCGGCGUGUUAAAAUCUAAUAACAACAUUAAGAAAGGAGCUCGUGCCUUUCCUUACGAGGCAGGCUGGGAGGCAGCGAGUGUGAAACUCCAUAUUUUGCUCUUUUUCGACGCCCUCGGGCAACAUGGAAAGGAAGUGAAGUCGGCUGCUUUGGGAACAAUCUAAAGCCACUAGUGAAAGUUGGUUACGUCAGAACUACUGUGAGCUGAAUUCUGAUUGGAAGAAUGGAGUGCCAGUCUGUCCUGCACCAGUGAUCAGGCCAGGAGACUCCAGUGGUGACAUCCUGUGGAGCCAGAGAUCAAAGGUGAGGAGGCUGUUUUACCACCGCUGGAACUGAAGAUUGCUUUAAAUAAGCAAGCCCUUGUAGAAGGUUUUUUAAGUCAUGAUGCAAGAAUCUGGGACGGAGGCGACGAGCAACGGACCAGCCAGUCAAAAUGGAGGAGCGAGUGCGGAGGGCGGGUCCAGGGAGGCACGACCCAAGAGUGCCACGCCGUCAGUGGAGGUGACUGCAGCCGACUUCAUGCAUCUCCAGCAGCACCAGGCUCUCCAAGUGGCUCGACAGAUACUCCUCCAACAGCAGCAGCAGCAGCAGCAGCAGCAGCAGCAACAACAACAACAGCCCCAGUCACAUCAAAUGCAGUCUCAACAAAACACUGGCCGCAAAUCCCCCAAAGCCAGUGACAAGCAGCAAAGCCUACAGGUUCCAGUGUCAGUGGCUAUGAUGACACCUCAAGUGAUAACUCCACAGCAGAUGCAGCAGAUCCUUCAGCAGCAAGUCCUGAGCCCUCAGCAGCUUCAGGUUCUUCUCCAGCAGCAACAGGCCCUCAUGUUACAGCAGCAGCAACUCCAAGAAUUCUACAAGAAGCAGCAGGAACAGCUCCACCUCCAGCUCCUACAGCAGCAGCAGCAGCAGCAGCAGCAACAGCAGCAGCAUGCAGGCAGCAAGCAGAGUAAAGAGCAGCAGGUGUCAGCACAGCAGUUGGCCUUCCAGCAGCAGCUCCUGCAGGUCCAGCAGGUCCAGCAGCAGCACCUCCUCAACCUUCAGAGGCAAGGGCUGCUCACCAUCCAGCCUGGACAGACCGGCCUACCGCUGCACUCCCUCACUCAGGGCAUGAUUCCAGCAGAGCUGCAGCAACUGUGGAAGGAGGUGACAAAUGCUCACGUGAAGGAGGAGCACAACAGCAGCAACAACGGCCACCGGGGCCUCGACCUGUCCUCCCCGGCACCGCCAAAGAACCCACUCCUCAACCAGCAUGCCUCCACCAACGGGCAAUAUAUGAGUCAUAAGAGAGAAGGGUCAACGCUAGAAGAGCCUUCCCCCCACAGUCACCCUCUAUAUGGUCAUGGGGUUUGCAAGUGGCCUGGAUGUGAGGCAGUGUUCGAUGAUUUCCAGUCAUUCCUCAAGCAUCUUAACAAUGAGCACGCCCUGGAUGACAGGAGCACGGCCCAGUGUCGGGUGCAAAUGCAGGUCGUACAACAGCUGGAGCUGCAGCUAGCGAAAGACAAAGAGCGUCUGCAAGCCAUGAUGACGCACCUUCAUGUCAAGUCCACAGAGCCCAAAGCCACCCCACAGCCGCUCAACCUGGUGUCCAACGUCACAUUGUCUAAGUCGGCCCCUGAGGCCUCUCCUCCUCUGAGCCUGCCCCAGACCCCCACCACGCCCACAGCGCCCCUCACACCUCUAUCCCAGACCCACUCCGUCAUCACAGCCAACAGCCUCCACAGCGUGGGCCCCAUGCGACGGCGCUACUCAGAAAAGUACAACAUGCCCAUCUCUCCAGAUAUCAGUCAGAACAAAGAGUUUUACAUGAAUGCAGAUGUUAGACCACCAUUCACAUACGCCUCACUAAUAAGACAGGCAAUCCUCGAAUCUCCAGAAAAGCAGCUAACACUAAACGAAAUCUACAACUGGUUCACACGAAUGUUUGCAUAUUUCAGGCGCAACGCAGCGACGUGGAAGAAUGCAGUCCGGCAUAAUCUUAGUCUUCACAAGUGUUUUGUGCGAGUAGAAAACGUAAAAGGGGCUGUGUGGACAGUCGACGAAAUAGAGUUCCAAAAGAGACGGCCUCAAAAGAUCAGUGGAAGUCCAGCCUUAGUGAAGAACAUUCAGACCAGCUUGGGCUAUGGUCCGGCCCUCUCCGCUGCCUUCCAGGCUUCAAUGGCAGAAAACAACAUACCUCUAUACACUACUGCUUCCAUUGGAAGUCCCACCCUCAACUCCCUGGCUAACGCCAUCCGUGAGGAGAUGAAUGGAGCAAUGGACCAUGGAAACAGCAACGGCAGUGACAGCAGCCCGGGACGCUCGCCCCUGCCAGCUAUGCAUCACAUCAGCGUUAAGGAGGAACCACUGGACCCCGAAGACCACGAAGGGCCUCUCUCCCUGGUAACGACUGCCAAUCAUAGUCCAGAUUUCGAUCACCACAGAGAUUACGACGACGACCAGGGCCACGACGACAUGCUGUAAGGCUAGCGCCGCCGCCUGCCACCAACACCACCCCACCCCCUCCCUCCCCCAGCCUCAGAGGCUGAGGCAGUCUGGGUCAUCUGGGAGACGGAGACGCUCCGCAGAUAACAAACACUGAACUGCAGUCUCAGCCACUGAUGACAGCUCUCAAAUGUUUCCAAGUUAACUUUUUAGUGCCAUUACAAUACAUAGCAAAAACACACACACACACACAAAAAAAAAAAACAGAAUACACCUCACAUGAGGUUCCUUUUUUCUGAUUCCUUUCUACUUUUGAUUUAAGUAAAAGCUUAAAAAAGUGAAAACUUUUCGUUUCUACUCAUGUGUCGGACGGACUUGUUUGGUACGGGGGGACGGGCGACGUGUUUGCGGUCACACUCUGGGAGACCCUCGCUGUGCAGCCGGGACGCACUGCACUCUGCGGACUGCAGGGGGGGGGGGGGGGGGGUCUCUCCCCCACACACUCUCUCUCUCUCUCUCUCUCUCUCUCUCUCUCUCUCUGCCACCCCCCCACCCCCUCAGACACACACACACACACACACAUCUAACCACAAACUGAAGAAAGAGACAGAGAGAGAAAGAGAGAGAGAAUGACUGACGUUUAAUUUACACCGUGUGUAUGCGUGUGUGAGAGGGAGAGCGAGUGCGGACUUCUGUUCAUUGUCACUGCCUUCAACACUUCUGAUUGGUUUGAUUCCAUCUAGGGUGGGAGGGAUAAUGUUUUCAUUUGGGUGUAUUAUUUUUGUUGGGGGGAGUUGAGAGGUUAUAAAAUAUCAACAUAAUGUGUCUUUUCCAUCAUUCAAUGCUGUUAUUGAUGUUUUUGUUUUGUUUAUUUCUUUAAACUGAUCAGACCUCAUGCCCAUGCUGUGGAGAUUCUGUGUGGUCAGCACUUGAUGAUGAAUGUUUAUGAUUUCCUUUCAUGUUGUUCUUUUAAAACACACACACACACACACGAAGCAGAAUGUCAGAUACCAAGCAGUGUUUUCCUGUCAUUUAUUCCACAAUCUUCCAAAAAAAAAAAGGAAAAAAAAAGUCACCAUUCUUGACAUGUAGCCCACCCCUCACUCCCUCCCCUCCCUGCCUCCCUCCCUCCUCCUCCUCCCCCCUCCUUCUCAUGAAGUCCAUUGGCGAUGCACUACUCAUAAUGAAGGCUCUCUCCACGCAUCAAUGAAGCUUAAUUUAAGAUGCGAAUGAAUGACAGAGAAAUCAUGCAGGUUAUGAUUUAUCCUUAUGAAAUUAUACUUUAAAACAGCCCCUCACGGCAGAGCAUGCUUAGCUGCAACAGAAUUUCUGAUCACCUACAAGCUCCGGGUUUUUUUUUUUUUUUUUUUUCGAAAAAGCAAAAUGAAAAUGUCAGGUGUGUGCCGGCGAGAUAAUGAUUUAGACCAACUAAUUGUGAUUCCUGAACACAACUGUCAUUGUUAAUCAAACGUGUCUGCUUUCUCCACGCCAUAAUUUCACUCAGAGUUCGAAAGAUAAACGUGCAUUCCCUGUAGUUUUAUUUGUAUCACGCGCAUGACUAAGUUUUAAGUUUUAGUGAGUGUUAAUAAUUGCACACCAGAUGAAAUGCUCAUUUUUCUUUUCUUUCAAGGGAACAAAACAUUUUCCCAACUUGCAAUAAGACCUAAACAUUGCACAUUCCAACAUUUGACAGCCAUCGUUAAAGGACCCCCACGUAUAGUACAUGCCAUUUAGGAAGUGUGGAGACCUCAAUGUUCAGUGUCAUCCAAAAAGCCAAUAGUUGUAGUCCAUAGUGCUGAACCGAGGGAGAUCCACAUGUGGUUUUGUGAUGCAGCAACAAAAAAUAUUCCAGCCUUGGUAGAGUUAAAUUUUAAAGAGACCAUUAAUUUCAAGACUGCAAUCAACCACUUUUAAUUUUUUAUUUAUUAUUAGUAUUAUUAUUAUUUUAUGUUUUAUUUGGCUUUUUUUUUAGUUGUUGGUGUUGUUUUAUUAUCUUGUUCUGUGACUACCAAAGAUAAACUACAAAGUCAAUGUUGUGUGUUCCAUGCAAUAGCAGAUAAGGCCAAAUAUGUCUCCUGCCAUUCUCUUCCAUCGGACGAUCCCAGCGGCCGCGAUCGAGCCGGUGGCAGACCGAAUCGAGGGUGAACUGCUCCUCAAACUGGUGUUUUCAUUCAUUUUUAUUGUAAGGGGAAAAAAAACCAAAGGGGGUGUCUCAAACAGGAUAGCUGCAGUUAAAUGUUUUGCAGUGACCAAAAUCUGAAUGGGAAGCGCUGACAGUCUGACUACACAAUGACCAAAUUAGGGAAACUUUUUUUUUUUUUUUUUUUCUUCUUUUUUGUCUUUGGGGCCAGUGAGUGGAAAAGGGAGCUUUUUGGUCAGGAGCAGAUAUGUGUGCAACAUAAAGGGUAUGUAGAUAAAGCUGAUGAGGAAAAAUAGCUUUGCAGAGAACAAUGUGAAAUGGAUUCUAUACUUCAACUGGACCACACAAUGAUUCAAUGUUUCUCUUCUUUUUUUUUUUCCUUUAACAUCUGUAUCCUUUGAAAUGAUUGUAUGCCACUUUUUAGGGGUUUUAGUGUCUUUGUUAAGAUUGGCAAGACUUUAUGAUUGUGUUUAGUUUCUGUCAACUUAUUACUUUUUAUAUUAAAAAACACUCCUGUCAACUAAUAAGCUGGGUACAAGGUACUUUAUGGCAGUUAUUGUUAUUGUUAUUAUUAUUUUUUUUAAGUUCACCGCUCAUUAACUAAAAAGGAAAAGGGCAAUCUGUGGUUUCCAGAAGAUGUAUUUAAUAUCCAGGCAGCUGUGGGAUGGGUCAGUUACAGCCGGGCUAGGAUCGUGAGAACAGGGCCGAGCUCGUCCACAAACCCCCCAGUCAUCUGGCUGGUUUGUUUGGUAUUCAAAAAGGAGGGAAAAGUGCUGGUAGAUUAGAACAUUCUCAGCAUGUGUAGCUUGACAUUACUAAAGAUAACAGCAUGAGAAAACCGUUAGUACGCAUACCUCAUUUCAAAGCUAUAGGGAAUGAUUCAAUUAAAAUGAGAAGAAAAAAUAAACAAACAUUUCACUCAGUUGCACUCAGUUGUAUGUCUUGCAUGUGUAGUCUGAUACUGUAGAGAGAAAAGUACAAAAAAAAUAAUAAGAAAACUGAAAUUAGAGCUUGUUUAUCUUAAAGGUUUCAUCCUUUUUUCUUUCUUUUUUUUUUGCCAAAAACCAAUCCAAACCUCAGGCCUUUUGUUCAUGGAGAUAUCACCCAGCUGUGUGUGGCACCAUUCAUCCUGUCAAAGUCUGUUCUCUGAUGGGUUGUUUUAAGGGCGUUCCAAUAUUAGGUUGUACAUACAUGUCAGUAUAGCCUUUGUCUUUUCCUGUCCUUUCUCCCCUCUCUCUCUAUCUCUCUCUCUCUCUCUCUCUCUCUCUCUCUUUUUUUUUUUUUUUUGUUUUUUUAUGAUCAAAAAAUACAUUUGUGUUAUGAUGUUUGCUUUAUCGCCACUGCUUUGUAUUAACUAUGAAAUAGCUAUGAGAAAAAAAAAACUGCUGUAUGUAUUGGAAUAGCAAACUGUGCUGCAAAUGUAUUUUACUUAGUAAUCCUUGCUUUAAAAAAAAAAAAAAGAAAAAACAGAAAAAAAAAUCACAUCAUCCUCGCAGACAUCUGGGUGAGCUGGGCAGGGGCAGGCUGGGGGGGAGAUUAUCCCCGAUUUUGGAUUUUAAACUGUAAUAUAGAAAACAGACUUUUCUCUGUUUAUCAUUGACCUAAGCAUUUUGUACAGAUUUUUUUCCCUCUUUGUGUUAAGCUGUUUUUUGAUACUUCCUUUUGAUGGUCCAACCACUGCCUUCUGUGGCUGUAUGUUAAAGAUUACUGCUCUGAGAAAAAGGGCAGACAGGUAUAUUUCCUCUACAAGACGGAGAUAUCUUGCAUGACUAAUCCCAGGGUCACAGAGAUUGGGGGGGUGGGAGUGGGGGGCGAGGAGGGUAUGGUUUAAGUGGUCAGUAAUAAUAUAAGGGUGUAUCAAUCUAAUGAUAUUUUAUAUGAAAUUAAUAGGAAAAAGAAGAAAAAUAUGCAGUGCCAAGAUGUAAAGAAUAUUGUUAAAUGCUGUCUUUUUUUUCUUUAUUUCCUUUUUUUUUUGUCGGAGAAAUUCACUUCACUCGCAUCAAAGAUGUGUCCGUAUCAUCCACGUCAUGUAGGUAAAACACACACAUUUUCUUUGGCAUCAAGAUAUUUAUAUUUUUAUCUCAAGGGUCAUUGUAAAAAUGAGUCGAACCAAGCACAGCAGGCGGGUCAAAGGUGAGAGAUUCAGAGUGCUAACGUCCUGCAAACUGCGGCCGUGUGGUGUCAGAUUCCCCCUCACACACACACACACACAUACACACCCCAACACCAGAACUAAGAACACCAUUGUUUUCAUCCAUCACCGACCAUCCAGCCCCACUGUCAUUCCGUCCCCUUCUUUCUCCCUCUCUCACGUCACAUUUUUUCUUUUUUUUUACCACAUGGAAGUGGGUGGGGUGGGGGUGUUGGAGGAAGGGAGAGAAGAGGGGGUGGGGGGUGGUGGGGAGCAGCAAAGAGCUGUCACGGUGCUCUCAUCCUGCAGCAGCUUGACUUUCUUUCUCUUUUUCUUUGAAGAUGUACUCUGUAGUUUCUUUCUUCCUGUUUUUUUUUUUUAGAGAGAAAUAUUAUUGCUCAUCAUUUCCAUCAGUCUGUAACCUCCUCAUCAUUCCUUGUCUGUCUGAUGCAGACCACUCUGUUGUAGUCAGUGGCGAUGACUGACGUGAGCAUUCUAAACAUGCAAUAAAAUGCUGGUUGUUCA